Messenger RNA from Anas platyrhynchos (mallard), 2322 nucleotides. RefSeq names its product lysosomal enzyme trafficking factor (gene LYSET). NCBI's taxonomy places the organism in Eukaryota, Metazoa, Chordata, Aves, Anseriformes, Anatidae. The record is from RefSeq and is a predicted model, not a curated record.
GCGCCCCGGCAGUGGUUGUCCCGAUGCCGGAAGCGGCGGGGUUCCGGGCCGGCCGGGCGGCGAUGGCAGUGGGCCGGCAGCGGUGGCGCGGCUGGGCGGGAGCCGCCGCCUCCCGGUGCGGCGGCGCGGGCUGAGGGGAGCGGGCCGCCCGCCGCCGCCCUCCCGCUCCCUGCUUCUCCGCUGGAGGAAGGUGCAGAGCAUGGAGAAUGAUGAACUUCCGCCAGAGGAUGGGAUGGAUUGGUGUGGGGUUGUACUUGCUAGCAAGUGCUGCAGCUUUUUAUUAUGUCUUUGAAAUCAAUGAGACUUACAACAAACUAGCACUGGAGCACAUUCAGCAACAUCCCAAGGAACCACAGGAAGGAACCACAUGGACGCACUCCUUAAAAGUACGACUGCUAUCCUUGCCUUUUUGGCUGUGGACUAUAAUCUUUUUAAUACCAUAUUUACAGAUGUUCUUGUUCCUCUAUUCCUGUACGAGAGCUGACCCCAAAACUGUUGGCUAUUGCAUCAUUCCUAUCUGCUUGGCUGUUAUUUGCAAUCGUCAUCAAACAUUUGUGAAGGCCUCUAAUCAGAUCAGUAGAUUACAGCUGAUUGACACUUAAUUUCUAGUUUCCGUAGCCGUUUUGAAGCAAUUGCGUACGCCUGAUCUAAUCACGAGACUGAAGUUCUGAGUGAAGGCUGCAAAGAGCCUUUUCUUUCAAACUGUUAAGCAAUGAACAGUGACUGUUUUCUAUUUAAAAAAAAUAAUUACAAAAGUUUUUUAAAAUAUGGGUAUAUCCAAGUGACUUGAGUGGGAGAGCCCUGUGUGACACUUGAUGGAAAUAUUCCUCAUUUUGCCUUAAUGAUGCAAAAUUGCUACACUCCAUCUGAAACGUUCUGUGGGGAAAUAAGUUUCUGGUCCAUAACUUUACUCCUGUGCAAAAAAAAAAAAAAUGACUUCUUUUGUUUUCCCUUGGAGUAAAAUCAAUGAACAGAUGCUUCUUUUGUGAUAAAUGUAAAAGGACAAAAAAUCAAACUUGAUUAUAAAAGUUGCACUUAGCACAAUUCUUUGCUUUUUCUUUUAAGUAAUCCAUAUCUACAUCAGUGCUGGUUUUUAAGGAAUUUUAAAAAAAAUAAAUUUAGGAAAUACAGGAAGCAAAGAAUAAAGUAUGUGCAAAUCUUUAAAGAGAUAAAGGUACUUUUUGUCUGUGGCAUCAUAUUUUUUUUUUUUUUCCCCAGUGACCAGAAUACCACGCUGUAGCAGGCAGGCAGUGAGGGGUGGCACAGGCCCGGAGGCUGGUGCUUUACGCUUUUUCCCUAUGAUGUCAAAAGCAGCUUGUGCUGGCAUUGGGCUGUAGCAUGCACAAAAUGUGGUUCUUAAGUGUUGCCUUCUCCUACCUAUAGGAAUCUGCUUUGAUAAAAAGCGAUUGGAGUUUACUGCCAUUCAAAUUUCCACUCCAGACAUGUAAAAACAUGCUCUGUGAGCGCUGAUGAAUUAACAAAACUUCAAAUUUGGGAAAGUGAACUGAUAAUAGGUUGGGGGAUGCUCUAAGCCUGUUGUAAGACAGAUACUAUGUUUCUUCCAGAAAUUUGAGUGAGAUACAUUCUCCUUCCUGCAGUGAAUACAGUUUUUCCUCAGUCAUUCUGAAAUUCCACUGACAUUUCUUACCCUGGUUUCAGCCCGUUUUCCAGUGCUAUUUUGGUAUAUCAUUUAAUCCUAACUACCGGAUCAUGUAUUUUGAAUGAUGUCAAAUCUGUUCUUUCUUUUCUCCUUUUUUGUUUCAUAGUAUAACUACGUUUUUGAGCCAAUGUGAAAGUAACCUGAAUGUGAAAACAGUGCAAAAUACGGACUUGGAAAGUAGCAGGCCCUAAACGUUAUGAGCUAAACUUCUCAGUUACCGUUUUGAUUGUACGUGAUUGUCAGUACCGAAUCAUCACAGAUGCUAAUCCGCUUCUGACUACUGUAAGGGAAUCCUGGAGCCUAUCGGCUUUCUCCAGCUGUGGAAAGAACACUAUUUUCAGUGUUGUUAUGUUCAAGCAUGGUAGUUACAACACCUUAAACUUUCUGUUUGCAUUUGGAGAUAUUUCCAGGCUGUGGUUUCAAAUGCCAGCAUUGGUGCUAGGACCCGAAAACACAAUGUAGCCUUUACAAGAAGGUUUUAAGUUCUAAGUGCAAUAUGAAAAGGAGGAAGCUGCCAUCCUAAUAUGCUGGAGUAAGAAUAAAGUAUAAACUCUGACUUCUAGUAUCUUUUGGAGUCAGAGCUUUUAAGUUGUGUUGUUUCUUAACUCUAAAAAUCAUCAUCUUAUUUAUCUAUAAAAUAAAAACUUUUCAAUGUUUAUAAA